Messenger RNA from Chara braunii, 3435 nucleotides. Lineage: Eukaryota; Viridiplantae; Streptophyta; Charophyceae; Charales; Characeae. The record is from the annotation of a GenBank genome assembly.
CGACGACGCACCCGAUGACGAAUUCGAGGACGACCCAUGGACGACUUCGAGGAUGACCCAUGGACGACCGUCGCCCCUUACAUGAACCGGCAUCUCGACGAAUGGAACGAAAAUGACUGGAAGGCGAUGGAGCGUUCCUGCCCAUGGGCAAGCCAUUACAAGUUUGCCAACAUGUUGGAGUUCGGGAGCCUCAUUGCACUGCCUGCUGGUGUCCUCCAUCGAAAGACCCUGGACGAUAAGGGUAAACCGGUCCGCUUCCGUACCAUCUUCAGACGUCGCCUCCACUGCGAGUAUAUCACAUCUUCGCCACGAACUUGGGGAAGUUCGCAGAAGCAAGAGUUGGUGGACUGCGGUCGUCAUUGUUCAUUCUUGGAACACUACCCACCCCGUUGCCCGGGGACUUCUCCACAAGCUCUGUCGUACUGUUGUGUGCGCUUGACGGAUGAUGGAUGUCCUUUCGCCAGAGUGCUUUGUGUGGCUUCUUCAAGCAAAAGCGGGAAACUUGUGGAUGCAGUCGUGCUUGUGUCACACAAUGAGAUGGUGCUUCGGGGAUCCAGGUUCAAGGCGGUCAUGUCUCGCCCCGAUGUAGAUGGGCGAUCAGAUUUGGUGAGAGCAGGUCAGGUCCCCUUCUCCGAUAUGGAUCUCACGGUGGAGUGCGAAACUCUGCUCUCAAAGAUCCACACCGUUCAUCCGUUUCGAGAUUGUGUUGCCAACAUUGCACCGUCCAGCGCCCACUACACGUACGGCGUGGGAGAGGGUCGGCCAUCUGUCAUGGAUGACGCACCUAGCAGUUGCAAGCCUGAUGAGGGCAGGUCAGCAGACCGGCCACCCACUUGGCCUGCGCGUGGGAACGCCACGCCGGUGUCACCGCAUGCCGGACAACAUGGUUUGUUGGGAGUAUCCCCUUACGGCAGCCCGAAUGACAUGCGAUCAACAAAGAGGCCUCAUGUUCAGUCUCUUUCGCCUGCGGUCGUCGUCACUCCCGGCGUUGCAGUUGUGCAUUCUUCGUUGCCGCCCUUGUUGUCGUCUCCAGCACGCCCGUCAUACACUCCGAUACACCCUUUGUCGGAUUUCGAUGCGUUGUGUUUUUCUAUGCUGUCACCGCCAUUGCAACCUCGCCGUUUGCAGUUUUUGUCAUUUGCAGCGCAGCCAUUUCCUCCUCCACUUGUCGUUGGACGCGACGGGUUGGACUUCAUCCCCCUCGAGGGGUGUUCUCAAUCAUCAGCAACGGUGUUUGGAAGUGGAGGGUCCACACUGCGUGACAGAUGUCGUCGGAGUGCAGAACCGCGGGUCUCACAUUCGUUCGCCGCAUCAAGUCAUGGGCAGGGGGGUGUAUUGGAUGACGUACGUCGUGCCUCUGUCGGGGACACACAUGACCGUAGUUCCGCCCGUCGCUCUCUCGUCUCCCGGUUCGACGGGGAUGACAUCGUGUGUGGUAGCGGAGAUGGGCCCGGACGUUGCCAUCCUACCGCUCAAAAUCUUGGUGCGGGCCCUUCUGAGCAGUCAGGCGAGUCCUUAGGGCAAUUCGGUUCGCAGUCAACUAGUUCCACGAAGUACUCUCGUUUGUUCCUGACUUCCGCUUGCAAGGAGAGACUGCGCCUUUUACAAUCUGCGAUGAAAGAAGUGAGCGAAAAGUCUGGGGUCAUGAGCAAUGUCAUCGACCGACUGUUGCAUUGGUCAUUGCCAGCCAUCCGGUUAGAGUUCGGGGACGGUGUGCCGUCGAGGAUCGAGAGAACACUACCAGCCGACAGUCGUGCUGAGGUGUUCCGUCUCGGAGCAGGUGGGGAUGAUUCGACAGCGGACGCUAAGGAUGAUGGCGAGCGUGAGGGCGCAGGGAGCGGUGGAGGCAAUGGCGGGUCAUUUUGUGGGUCGGAUGAUUCACUUCCGCAUUCUAGGCACGGGUCACAGCGUGGCCGCAGAUCGCGUGGGCGGCCACUAAGCCGUGGCAGGUCGCGUUCGCAUUUCAAUCAUGUACGGCCUUUGUACUGGGAUGAUUCGAAGGAUGGUGCUCUGCAGAGCGGACCUUGCCAUGAUCGGUCUGCAUAUGUGUUGGAAUCGACUGGGAAGGCUCGAAAGCGCCUGAUGUCGAGCCGACUUCAGCGGCAGUUGUUCCAUGCGACCGUCAGAACGGGUAUGACAUAUACCGUCCUCAACGACUUCUGCAUCGCGCUUGGGGUGGCGCCUGUGCACAAGCCCACUUUUUACAGUUGCAUGCGUGGUGAGCCGAAUUUGGAGCGCCUGGGUAUUGAAUGGCAGAAGGAUUGCCAUCAUAAGGUGAAAGACAUUCGCAAGGCAUUGAGAAAAUCCGUGACACUGAAGGUGCCAAAGAAAUCGAACAACCCUCAUAAGUGCGUCUCAGAAUCUCAGUUUAUGCAGUUCACGAAGAAGGAGCUGUUGGAUGCCUUGACGGACCGUUUUGGACCUGGGUGUUUGACGGCAAAAGAAGAACGAUUGAAGAAGAGCGACUUCGUCGCUGUUGUGAUUAGCAAAAUGUACCCGUACGACACGAUGACAAACAACCAAUCCUUGCUCAUGGAUGCAGAUGGUGUGACCGAGUUCCAUAUGCAUGAGGUGGGGCAUUGGUUUCUUCUUGCUUCCCAGCUUUGCAGAGAUGAGGGCGGCGACUUUGUCACUCUGCACAAUGAUAUCAUGAUGAUCUCCAACCAUUGGGCAGGGGACCACUUCAGGUGCGUUGCGGACAGAGAGCUUCUAUGCUCCAAGGCUGGUGGUCCAUCUCGGCUGCCUCUGUACACGCACGGCGACCCCGCGUGUGACAUCAUUCACCAGACAUUGGGAAGGCAUUGCAGCACGACCAUUUGUUCGUACUACACGGAGUUCCGACACACGUCGACGGUUGAGACCUUCCAGGGCACAAUCAUCAUUUACGUGAAGAAGGCCUUGCACUUCGAGAAGUCGUAUGAGCCUCGUUUGGCGAUUGCAGUCAUUCGAUGGAACAGUCAUGCAUGGCAGGAUCCCUUGGAGUAUCGUGUCCGCAGGCCUUCUGGGACUUCAAUUCGUCCAAGGCCGAGCCACUACCGUCACAAUCGGCCACCUACUGAUUCGUGGAUGGAUCGGCUGUCCACGUUCAUCUUCGGUUCGCAAGGCGUUUCUGAUUGGGCUCGACGCCUUCUCGAGUACGAUGAUUGUGACGUGUCGGGCGAGGUCGGGUCCUCAACACCUCCUCUGCCUCCCGUUUUUUUUUGCAGAGGUGAGGACACCAUUGGCCGUGACGGGGACGACGUUGAUUCUGGUGCGGAUCCCGACGUUGUGGGGGAUGACGGUGUUUUCAUCAUUGGUGACGAGGAUCAGUUGCCUAGACCGGCAAAUCCCAUGUCCGAUCGAUCGUGCGAUUCUCUAUCGGAUGCAGAUGAUGUCGAGUUGUUCGACGACUAACAUUGUGUUAUGUUGUAUUCUCUUGUACAUGUGACUUUUAUA